GCGCUCCUGGGUCACAGCACAGCUUUUCUACCGCAGGUCCUCCAAAGAAGAAGAAGAACUUUAACGCGACGUAAAAGUGAAAGAAGAAGAACAGCGUCGUGUGUUAGCUAUAAUGACAAGUUGCUAACAGUUACUGAUAGCCGACAAAGCAUAAAUGUGAAGAGAGAAAAAAGCUGCGGGAAAAGUCCGACAGCGCUGCGGAAGGUCAUGCAGCGACCCGGGAGGGAAUGAGCCGUAAAGCCCCGGGGGUUCGGCUCAGCGGCGCCCACAAACUGCGGCCACACUGGAACCACUGGCAGCCCAGGUUGGUUGGUUCGCCUCUCCGGGGCCUGGCUGUCUUUCUGUCCCGGCUAGCGGCAGUGUGGGAACCACACUCCUCCACCUUCUCCGCUCCACCUGUUUAUCCUCCCCGUAUUUACCGCGUUUUAUUUCAGGCUCCUCGGAGCGGCAGCGGGUUAGCUCCAGCCUCCGCCACGGUGAGCCCAGCUCGGGGCUACCGCCGCCCGCAGCGGGUUGGGACCGACGGCUGUUACCGGGUCAAGGCCGAGGUUCCUGGAAGCCCAGCAACCUUCGCUGCUGCCUGUUAUUUCAGGAAUAUCUGCUCUGUUAGAGCUAAACCACCACGAUCCUCAUUGGAUAACAGUGGAGAGCAGGAGCCACGCACAGACAGAGGGAUGACUCACUCUGAGGAGUCUCGACUGGCCAACCUCCUGCGCAGGGUCUCCAGGGAGGACGAUCGUGACCGGAGGCUGGUCACCCUAAAACAGCUGAAGGAGUUUAUCAGCCAUGGAGAGAGCAAAGUGACCAUGGUCAAACAGCUGGACAACAUCCUCAGCACCCUGAACGACAUCAUGAACGAGAGCAGUAAGCUGCUGUGGGAGUUGCGUCAGGAAGCUGCAGCCUGCGUAGGUCUCCUCUGCACCGUGCUCAGCUAUGAGGCGGAGCGCAUCUUCAAGUGGCUUUUCCUCAAGUUUAACUCCAGCAGUCGGGAUGAGGUGAAGCUGCUGUACCUGGUGGCGGCGCAGCGCACUCUGGAGGCCGCCGGGGAGAGGAAGGCCUUCUCUCAUAUCAUGCAGCUGGUGAUGAACAACCUGCAGUCCAUCCUGGAGAACGUGGACACCCCAGAGCUGCUGUGUCAGAGCGUCAGGUGCAUCCUCCAGGUAGCCCGCUGCUACCCACACGUCUUCAGCACCAACUUCAGGGACACGGUGGACAUCUUGGUGGGCUGGCACAUUGACCACACCCAGAGACAGUCUCUCACCCAGCAGGUCUCAGGUUGGUUACAGAGCCUGGAGCAGUUCUGGGUGGCAGACCUGACCUUCUCCACCACCCUCCUGGGCCAGUUCCUGGAGGACAUGGAGGCCUACGCUGAGGAUCUGAAUCACGUGACGUCAGGCGACGUCCCGGAUGACGACAUCCCUCCGCCGUCAGUAUCCCUGCCCAAGCUGGCGGCUCUGCUGAGGGUUUUCAGCACCGUGGUGCGCAGCAUCGGCGAGCGCUUCAGCCCAGUGAGGGGACCGCCCAUCACCGAAGCCUACGUCACAGACGUUCUGAACCGGGUCCUGGGCUGCGUGACGGCAGCCAAGCAGGUCCAGUUCUCAGAGGCCGUCCUCACGGCAGGGAACGAGUGUGUGGGGGUGCUGCUGGCCAGCGUGGAGCCCACGGGUUCGCUCAUGGAGGCCAUCUUGGUUUACGGCCUGGACCAGCUGGACUGCUGCGUGGCCUGUGGUUCCGAUUACAGCCUGGCUGUGCUCAGCCUGCUCACUCUGAUUGUGGAUCAGGUGAACACCAAGCUUCCCGUCUCGUUUGUGGAGAAGCUCCUGGUUCCAGGCUCUCAGCUUCUGAAUCUACGUUUCCAUCCAGAGAAGGAGGUGAUGGCCGCUGUCCAUGGCGUUUACCAGGCGCUGCUGAGCCUCAAGAACAUCCCCACGCUGGAGGCGGCGUACAAACUGGUGCUGGGGGAGAUGGCCUGCGCUCUGCGCAGCCUGAUGGAGAGCCUGGUUCCGUCGGACCGGGACGCCGGCCCCUGCAGCCCGUGCUCCACCAUCCAGCACCCCGCCUUCGCCUCCCUCAGCCUGCCUGUGGAGAAGGCUCAGUUCACCGUCAUCUUCAACCUCAGCACCCUCACCACCAUCGGGAACACCAAGAACUCGCUGAUAGGGAUGUGGGCGUUGUCUCCAACAGUCUUCACUCUGCUGAGCCAGAACCUGCUUCUGGUCCACUCUGAGCUGGCUGUGUUCUACCCCGCCAUCCAGUACGCGGUGCUCUACUCGCUGUAUUCACACUGCACCAGACACGAUCAUUUCAUCUCCUCCAGCUUGUCGUCGUCAUCGCCGUCUCUGUUUGACGGGGCCGUCAUCAGCACGGUGACCACGGCCACCAAGAAGCACUUCGCCACAGUGCUGGGCCUGCUGGGUAAUCUGCUUUCCAAGGAGCACCUUUAUCCGGAUGCCAGGAAGCUCCUGCUGACCUGGGCUCAGGAAAUCUCCCUGCUGAUGGUGAAGUCGGACACCUACAGCCCGCUCUUCUCCCUGCCGUCGUUCAGCAGGUUCUGCAGAGGUCUGCUGGAUAACGCUCUCCAUGAAGAUCACAGCAUCUGCCUUCAGACGUGCCACAGCCUGCAGGUCCUCUCCCCCUCUCUGUCUACGGAGCUGCUGCAGAGGUGCGUGGACGUCUGCAGGGUCCAGCUGGUUCACUCAGCGGUCAGAGUGAGGCAGGCCUUCGCCAAGCUGCUGCGGACGGUUCCUCUGGACGUGGCUCUCAGUAACCGCAGCCACGCCCAGGUCAGGGAGAUCUCUCAGGCCAUCCGCCACCACAUGAGCCGCUCGCCCAGCAGCACCUUCCACCCCCAGGACUUCAGCGACCUCAUCAGCUUCAUCCUGUAUGGAGUCCUGCAUCGUGGAGGGAAGGAGCCGUGGCUGGAGCGUCUGUACCACAGCUGCCAGCGGCUGGACAAGCGGGAGCGGCGUGGGAGCGCGGACGGCGGCCGGCCGGACGCCGUGCCCAGGGCGCUGCUGAAAACCGAGGCGGUUCUGUGGCAGUGGGCGGUCUGGGAGGCGGCGCAGUUCACCGUGCUGUCCAAGCUCCGCACGCCUCUGGGUCGGGCCCAGGACACCUUCCAGACCAUCGAAGGGAUGAUCCGAAGCCUGGCGGCACACAGCCUGAACCCCGAACAGGACCUGGGAGCGUGGGCCGGUCCUGGAGGGGACGGCGACGGACACCACUCCAACCAGCUCCGCCUCACCCUGCUGCUGCAGUACCUGGAGAACCUGGAGAAGUUGAUGUACAACGCCUACGAAGGCUGCGCCAACGCGCUCACCGCGCCGCCAAAGGCCAUAAAGACCUUCUUCUACACCAACCGGCAGACCUGCCAGGACUGGCUGACCCGGAUCCGCCUGGCCUUGAUGAGGGUCGGGCUUCUGUCGGGCCAGCCCGCCGUGACGGUUCGCCACGGCUUCGACCUGCUCACCGAGUUCAAGAACGGCGGCGCUCAGGCCGCGGAGCUGGAGGUUCCCCUGGCGCUGCUGGUGGAGGCUCUGUGUGAGCUGCGCUGUCCAGAGGCCAUCCAGGGCCUGGCCGCCUGGAGCCUCCUGACCUGUGGGAAGAGUCUGGGCUGGGUGUCCUCGGUGGCCCUGCAGGCGGAGGGACGCUUUGAGAAAGCGGCGCUGGAGUAUCAGGACCAGCUCUCUGCUGUGACCGGGUCGGACUGCAGCAUCAGAAGCUCUGAAGGAGGCCUGCUGAAGCUCAGCAGCAGCCCCAAACACGCCGCCGAUGGUGACGUCAGGAAGACGGUGCUGCUGAAGUCGACUGAAUGCUCCCCUGAGGUGAUUAACUUCCUGGCCAACAAGGCGUGCCAGUGCUACGUGUCUCUGUGUGACUGGGCGGCGGUGAAGGAGUGGCAGGCCACCGCCAGCACCCUCAAACAGAACUCCGUCAGCGUCGGCCUGCGGACCGACUUCAACUACAUCCAGGCUCUGAGCCGCUUUGAGGAGGGAGACCUGUCCGAGUGCGGGGCUCAGCUGGAGCUGCUGCCUGGGGAGGACUACAGCGCUCCGGGGGGCAACAAAGACAAGCUGGAUCUGAAGCGGCUCCUGCCCUCCAUGAGUCCUGAUCCGGCGGAGCUGCAGAGAGCCAUCGAGGUGCAGCUGCUCCGCAGCGCCGUAAGCGCCAUGGCUAAAAGCGGCCAGCAGCAGGAGCAGAGGAGCGCUACAUCCAGCCCAGAUACUUUGGUGCGAUGCUUGAAGCAGACAGGAAGGAUCUGCUUGGGUCCUCUUCGCCUGUCCACCCUCACCCUCUGUGACGCCCUGCCCACCCUGUCCACCCUGCAGCUGCACUGCACCAGCGCCCUGGAGAACGCCCUCACAGGCCAAGAAGAUUGUCUGAUUCCUCUCAGCAGCGAAGCCUUGAACUCCUGCAAACAGCAAGAUGUGCAGCUUUUCCUCCAAGCUCUGCGCUACUCCACAUUCCAGAGACAGCUGCUCCAAAACCUGAAGAAAGGUCCCUCCUCCGCCGUAGACGGCCAUCUUCUGGAGCUCUGUCUAACCGCCGUCAAGUUUGCCCGUAAGAAAGGCAACAUUGCUCUAGCAUCUCGGCUCCUCAGCCAGUGCAGCGACGGGACGCAGGAGGAGAAGAACGAGGAUGUGUGUCAGGCCUUCAAGCGCCUCUCUCUGGGGGGGACAGUGGGGGAGAAAUGGGGAGCAGAGGUUCAGAUGGAGAAGGCCAAAGUUCUGCGAACGGCUGGCCAGUCGGUGGUUGCCAUGGAGAUGCUGAGCAGUGCGGCCCUGUCCUACUGCCAGCUGGGGAAGAACGAAGGAGCGGCCUGCCGCUCUCUGCUGACUCUCUGCAAAUGGCUGCUGGCCGACUGGAAGGACAUGACUCCUCAGCUGAAACAGGUGGUGAAGAAGUCCGGAGCUGUAAACUCUUCCGCUGCGGUCAACAUGUCCCCUCUGAGCCAGAACAUCAGCCAGCUGCUGGAGCUUCCUCUGGAAGACCAGAGCGUCCCCCACAUCACCGUGGUCACCUCCGUCAACGUAGGAGUGGGGGAGGCAGACUUCGUGCUGGGCCAGCUCUACCAGCUGUCCACCAGCCUGGCUCCAGAGAUGGCCAAGUCCUGGGCAGCUCUGGCCAGCUGGGCCUACCGCUGGGGCAGGAAGGUGGUGGAUAACGCCAGUCAGGGGGAGGGUCUGCCGCUGCUUCCAGAGGAAAAGAAGGACAUAGAGGACCUGCUGCCAGCGAGCACCAGUGAAGAAGACAAAGAAACCAUUUUCAGCAUCCUGGGACAGGCCAUGUGUCGACCCACUGGGAUUCAGGACGAGGACAUGGCUCUGCAGCAGGAGGAUGACGAGGACGACAUGGUGGACGUGAUCUGGCGGCAGCUCACCGCCUCGUGCCCCUGGCUCGGAGAUGCAGGCCAGCACGUCACAGACGGACUGAUUGGGGUCUGGAGGAGGGUGGUGGACCGGAUCUUCGGGCUGUACCGUGUCUCCUGCCACGCCUAUUUCACCUUCCUCAAGCUGAAUGCAGGACAGGUUCAUGUUGACGAGAACGACCCAAAGCUGCUGCUGUCCUGCCAGGGAGGCAAACAGAGCAACGACGAUGUCAUCGUGAUGGCGACGCUGCGUCUCCUCCGGCUGCUGGUAAAGCACGCUGGAGAGCUGAGGGAGGGGCUGGAGCUGGGCUUGGCCUCCACCCCCACCGCCCCCUGGAGGCGCAUCAUCCCUCAGCUGUUCUCGCGUCUCAACCAUCCGGAGGCCUACAUCAGACAGAGCAUCUGCAGCCUGCUGUGCCGGGUGGCCCAGGACUCCCCCCACCUAAUCCUCUACCCGGCCAUCGUGGGGUCCCUGUCCUUAGGAGGGGAGGCUCAGAGCGCAGGGACCAAGAUGCCGCCGUCCCUGCCGGCCUUCCUCGGGAGCAUGCAGGGGGAGGAGGAUGACGACGAGGAGGAGGAGGAGGAGCUCCAAAACGCAGAAGUGGGAGGAGCUGCAGAAGAGAUGGCGACCUGUUCCAGCCAGGACCAGGCCAUGAUGCAGGACUGUUACAGCAAGAUAGUGGAGAAGCUGUCCCUUGCCAACCCGACCAUGGUGCUGCAGGUCCAGCAGCUGGUGGGCGAGCUGCGCCGUGUGACUCUGCUGUGGGACGAGCUGUGGCUCGGCGUGCUGCAGCAGCAGCACAUGUUGGUCCUGAGGAGGAUCCAGCAGCUGGAGGACGAGGUCAAGAGGGUGCAGAACAACAACACGCUUCGCAGGGACGAGAAGGUCGCUAUCAUGCGUGAGAAGCACUCUGCCCUGAUGCGGCCUGUGGUCUUUGCUCUGGACCACGUCUGCAGCAUCACCACGGCUCCGGCGGAGACGCCACACGAGACCUGGUUCCAGCAGACCUACGGCGACGCCAUCAAGUCGGCCCUGGAGCGCCUGAAGAACCCGGCCAAUCCUGCCAACCCCGCCAGCAGCUGGCUGCCUUUCAAGCAGAUCAUGAUGAGUCUGCAGCAACGCGCUCAGAAGCGAGCCAGCUACCUGCUACAUCUGGAUGAAAUCAGUCCUCGACUGGUCUCCAUGACGACCACGGAGAUGGCCCUGCCCGGUGAGGCGUCUGCCUCAGACGCCGUCACCAUCCAGAGCGUUGGAAACACCGUCACCAUCCUGCCCACCAAGACCAAACCCAAGAAGCUCUACUUCCUGGGCUCAGACGGCCACAGCUACCCGUACCUCUUCAAAGGUCUGGAGGAUCUGCAUCUGGAUGAGCGCAUCAUGCAGUUCCUGUCCAUCGUCAACACCAUGUUCACCAAGAUCAACCAGCAGGAGCAGCCGCGUUUCCACGCUCGCCACUACUCCGUCACCCCCCUGGGAACCCGAUCCGGACUGAUCCAGUGGGUGGACGGCGCCACUCCACUCUUUGGACUCUACAAGCGCUGGCAGCAGAGGGAGGCGGUGCUGCAGGCUCAGAAGGCCCAGGACUCGUUCCCCCAGCCGCAGCCUGUCCCCCCGGUGCCGCGGCCCAGCGAGCUCUACUACAGCCGCAUCGGGCCGGCUCUGAAGGCCGUGGGCCUGAGUCUGGAGGUCAGCCGUCGGGACUGGCCCCUCAGUGUGAUGAAGGAGGUGCUGAAGGAGCUGAUGGAAGCCACGCCCUCCAACCUGCUGGCUAAGGAGCUCUGGUGUUCCUGCACCACACCCAGCGAGUGGUGGCGAGUCACCCAGUCGUACGCCAGAUCCACGGCCGUCAUGUCCAUGGUGGGCUACAUCAUCGGCCUGGGCGACCGUCACCUGGACAACGUGCUGAUCGACAUGACCACCGGGGAGGUGGUCCACAUCGACUACAACGUGUGCUUCGAAAAAGGGAAGAGCCUGCGGGUGCCGGAGAAGGUUCCCUUCAGGAUGACCCACAACAUAGAGAGCGCCCUGGGAGCCACGGGGGUGGAGGGGAUCUUCAGGCUGUCCUGUGAACAGGUGGUCCAGAUCAUGCGUCGGGGCAGAGAGACCCUCCUAACCCUGUUGGAGGCCUUCGUCUAUGAUCCUCUGGUGGACUGGACCGCCGGCGGGGAGGUGGGCUUCGCCGGCGCCGUGUAUGGAGGUGGCGGCCAGCAGGCCGACAACAAGAAAAGCAAGAGGGAGAUGGAGAGGGACAUUACUCGCUCGCUGUUUUCCUCCAGGGUGGCUGAGAUCAAGGUGAACUGGUUCAAGAACCGAGACGAGAUGCUGGCGGUCCUUCCGCAGGUGGAGGAGGCCGUGGACGAGUACCUGCUCCUCCAGGACCUGCUGUGCCAGGGAGAGAAGCUCCAGGCCAAGCUGCAGGAGGAGAUGGACUUCCUGGAGGGAGCAGAGAACCGUCCAGACCACAUGAUCCUGACCCUGGAGCAAAGGUACUCUGAACACACCCAGCUGCAGUCACAGCAGAGGACCGUGCAGGAGGCCAUCCAGGCCAAGCUGGCUGACCUGGAGCAGUGGAUCUCCCAGUACCACGCAGCCUUUUCCAGCCUGGAGGCCACACAGCUGGCCAGCCUGCUGCAGGACAUCAGCAGCCCCAUAGACCUGGGUCCUCCCAGCUAUGUUCCAGCUACUGCCUUCCUGCAGAACGCAGGCCAGGCCCACCUCAUCAGCCAGUGCGAGAGCCUGGAGGCGGAGCUAAGCUCCCUGCUGCAGCAGCGCCGCGCCGCCCUGAGGAGCUGCCUGGAACAGCUGCACAGCUACGCCACCGUGGCUCUGCUGUACCCACGCACCACGCUGCUGUUCCACAGAGUCCACCAGUGGAAGGCCUGGUUGGAGGAGCUCCUGAGAGACAUGACCGCCGAGCGCUGCCAGCACAUCUACAGGCAGUACGAAGUGCUGUUUGCCCCUCAGCCUCCUGCAGCGUCCUGCCAGUUCCUGUCCAGCAUGGAGUUAGCGCUGCAGCGCCAAGUGGCAGAGGCCAACGAGCGCACGCUGCUCCAGGCGGAGCGGCUGAAGGCUGAGGGCGCCACGGUUGCAGCCUGCGAGGACCAGCUGCAGGAGAUAGAAAACUGCAUCGCAGUCUUCCUGCGGGAGAACGCAGAGCCGGGAUCGCUGAGCCUGGCGGCCGUCAUCACCUCCGCCCUGUGCACCCUCUGCAGGCGUAACCUGGUGAUGGAGGGUGCCGCAGCCAGCGCCGGGGAUCAGCUGGUGGACCUGACGUCUCGGGACGGGGCUUGGUUCUUGGAGGAGUUAUGCAGCAUGCUGGGGAACGUCUGCGGCCUGAUGACGCUCCUGCAGCGCUGCCCGCUGCUGCCUCACGACCUGGAGCUGCCGGCGCCGGCUCUCACCACCCAGGCCGUGUACCUGGCCAACGCCGUCUACACCUGCCUGCAGGAGCUGAACACCAACUUCAGGCAGAUAAUUUUCCCAGAGGCUCUGCGGUGCAUGAUGAAAGGAGAGCCCACCCUGGAGACCAUGCUGGCGGAGCUGGAGCAGCUGGUGGAGCAGAGCUCCGACGGGCUCAGCCUGCAGGGCCUGGCCGACAGCCUGCAGGCCACCACCGGUUUGGACCACGAAGGCCACAGCCACCUGCUACACAUCACCAGGAUGCUGCGGGCCCAGUACUCAGAGCUGAUCCAGCCUCACAGCAUGGACGGCCAGGAGACGCCCAAGAUGUCCGCCGGUCAGAUGCUGCUGGUUGCCUUCGAUGGCAUGUUCACCCAGCUGGAGGCUGCCUUUGGACAGCUCACCGAGAAGCUGAGCUCUCUGGAGGUGCCGCCGUCCUGGAGGAAGGUGGAUGUUCUGAGGGAGGCCAGGGCAGCACAGCUCCACUUCUUUGACAGCCCAACUCAGCGGCAGCUCAUGGAUGAGGUGUUUUUCCUGAAGAGGCUGCAGACCAUCAGAGACUUCUUCCUCCUCUGCUCAUCGUUUGCUCAAACUCUGUCCGGUACCUGCCCUCCAGCUGAAGACCUGAUCUCUACCAAUGGACCCGUAGCUUUGGGGAAGCCUCUGUACCGGCGGCCCAGCAGCACGGGGUCAGGCGUGGUCAGCGAGGAGCAGAUGACUCGGCCCAUCAAGGCCUUCACGGCGGAGUUUGUCCGCCAGAUGCUGAUGGGCCUGCCCAGCCAGGCCAUGGGUCUGGCCCUCUGCAGCACCCUGUCAGCUCUGGGUCUGGAUGUCGUAGCUCAGGUGGAGGCCAAGGACUUUGGGGCAGAAAUCAAGGUUUCUCUGGAGGAGCUUUGCAAGAAGGCGGUGGAGCAGACUCUGGCCUCCGGCCGAGUCUCCCAGCUGCUGCUGAACAGGUGCACGGUCCUGGCCUCCUCCUAUGACACGGCCUGGAAGAAGGUGGACCUGCUGAGGAGGCUGGAAAUCAAUCUGGAUGCUGCCAAGGCCAGCCUGCAGAGGAGCCAGCUGCAUAGCGCCAUGUUCCAGUGGCAGCAUGAGGAUGUUCUCGGGCCCAAUAAUCAGCCACUAGGUGUCAGCGUGGCGCCCCGCCCCGUGAUCCUCAGCAACAUGAAGAAGAAGCUCUACAAGCUGAGCCAGGAUGAAGGCGCCAUCGUAGCCAUUCAGGUCAGUGUCUGCAGCCAUCGACUCCCUGGGUGUCUCACAGUGAUGACAUCACAUCUGAUCCGUAAAACAGGUGAAUCUAACCCGGACUUGUUUCUGAAGGUCACCUUCCUGUGCUCCACCAUCCUGAACUUUGAGGGCCUGCGGACGCGCUCGCCUGAGGCGCUCAGCAUGGACACGGCGCUGUUUGAGCUGCUGAAGCGCUGCCAGCAGACCUGCUCCUACGCCUCCCAGUUCAGCAGCACAGUUUCUCCUCUGGAGCUGCAGCUUCUCCACAGACUGGGUCCGACGGUGGACCUGCCCAUCGGAACCCCCGAUUGGCUGAGCUGUGCCCAGAGGCAGCUGGAGGAGGAGCUGAGUGUGGAGCGGAGGAAGCAGGAGGAGCGGGAGCAGCAGCUGGAGGCCUGCGGAGAGACGCUGCAGCUGCUGAUCGACUCCAUCAAGACCAUCCUCUCCAACCACAACCGCCAGCUGGCCGACGUCAAGCAUCUGCUGAAAGCCAUGGCCAAGGAUGAGGAAGCGGCGCUGGCAGACGGAGAGGAGGUGGCGUACGAAGGCAGCGUCCGCCACUACCUGCUGGAGUACAAAGCCUGGCAGGACAACGUCCAGCUGGUGUUGUUCACGGUGGUCCAGGCCAGUGGGCAGCACCGCAGCCAGGAGCAGCUGGACCUGCUGGAGGAGAUCCCCGCUACCCUGAAGGAGCUGCACGCCCAGAGCCAGAGCGUUUAUAACGGCCUGGUGGGCUUCGCCUCCCCGCUGGUGACGGACCGAGAGGCCGAGUGCUCCAGCCCCGUGUCUUCAGCUCAGACCAGCUUCGCUGCAGCCGUCCGAUGCAGUGCAGCCAAGACGCAGCAGGACUCGAUGUCCCAGAAUGCACGCAGAGUGCUGCCUCGUAACCUGGGAACGCCCACGGACACCCCGCCCAGCAACCUGCUGAUGAGCAGCAAAGGCCUCAACCCGAGUCCAAAGAGGGCCGUACGGGACCCCAAAACAGGCCGAGCUGUGCAGGAGAGGAACUCGUAUGCGGUGAGCGUGUGGAAGAGAGUGAAAGCCAAGCUGGAGGGCAGAGACAUCGAUCCCAGCAGGAGGAUGAGCGUCACUGAGCAGGUGGACUUCGUCAUCAGAGAGGCUACCAACAUGGACAACCUGGCCCAGCUGUACGAGGGCUGGACGGCCUGGGUGUGAGCACCAUGCUACUUCCUGUCUAUGGUCCAGCCAAGGCUUGGAGAUCCACCAGAGUCCUCAGGGACUGGGGAGUCGGAACAGCAGCACCGGGCCACCCGAGGGGGAGGAAAAUGGGAGGCGGAGCCUUCGCCGCCCUCCUUAGCACCCGGGCAUCCAAACCGGGGCAGCGGCCUCGCGGCAUCGCUGCACCACAUUCCCCUGCAACCACCGGCGUUCAGGCUAACGCAACGCUUAGUGAGCCUGCUGACCCCCCCCGCCUUUCAGGGGCGAGGGCGGGCAAAACACCGCCGCCAGGGGGGAGGGGGUGAGGAGGGGAAAGGCCUCCUAACCCUCCUCUUGGAAACACCUUCCCUCCACCUGCAGAGCUCACUCUACCUUGUUUCCCAUAAACGCUUCCAGCGGAGGUUUCUCUGAGGGCGGGGGUG
This is a messenger RNA of Cyprinodon variegatus (sheepshead minnow), 11599 nucleotides long. It is a transcript of the gene smg1, whose product is annotated as SMG1 phosphatidylinositol 3-kinase-related kinase. The transcript is spliced from 62 exons. Lineage: Eukaryota; Metazoa; Chordata; Actinopteri; Cyprinodontiformes; Cyprinodontidae. The record is from RefSeq and is a predicted model, not a curated record. Gene Ontology annotation, molecular function: protein serine/threonine kinase activity; protein binding. Gene Ontology annotation, cellular component: nucleus. Gene Ontology annotation, biological process: nuclear-transcribed mRNA catabolic process, nonsense-mediated decay; phosphorylation. The coding region runs from base 228 to 11174 and encodes 3648 amino acids.